Protopterus annectens (West African lungfish) is the source of this 6354-nucleotide messenger RNA. It is a transcript of the gene LAMB1, whose product is annotated as laminin subunit beta 1. The transcript is spliced from 33 exons. Gene Ontology annotation, cellular component: basement membrane. Gene Ontology annotation, biological process: axon guidance. Lineage: Eukaryota; Metazoa; Chordata; Ceratodontiformes; Protopteridae. The record is from RefSeq and is a predicted model, not a curated record. The coding region runs from base 173 to 5527 and encodes 1784 amino acids.
CCUCUCACAAGUUUUGGAACUACAGUAGUUUGUUGAGACCUCAAGUUCUGCAGAAGUACAAAACCGUAUGGGUGGUAAAGAGGCAUCUUAAAAGUUGCAUUGUCUGGAUUGCAGUUCAGUGAUCAGCAUUCUUUUAAUAAAUAAUCAGCACCCCUGCAGAAGGAAACACGAAAUGUUAAAACCGCUGGCAUUCUUGAUAUUUUCAGCUACGGUAUGGUUACUUGCAGUUACUCAAAAACCAGAGUAUAGUUAUGGAUGUGCCGAAGGAAGUUGCUAUCCUGCAACUGGUGACCUUCUGAUUGGACGAGCUCAUCAGCUUUCAGCAUCUUCUACCUGUGGCCUCAGCAAACCAGAACCUUUUUGUAUUGUUAGCCAUCUUCAGGAUGAGAAGAAAUGCUUUAUUUGUGAUUCUCACCAUCCAUAUAAUGAAUCCAGUAGUCCGAACAGCCAUCGUAUUGAAAAUGUAGUAACAACGUUUACUCCAGAUCGACUUGUAACUUGGUGGCAAUCUGAAAAUGGUCUAGAAAAUGUUACCAUACAGCUGGACCUGGAGGCAGAAUUCCAUUUCACUCAUCUCAUUAUGACAUUCAAGACAUUUCGUCCUGCUGCUAUGGUGAUUGAAAGAUCUGCAGACUUUGGAAGAACAUGGCAGGUGUACAGGCAUUUUGCAUAUGACUGUGAGUCAGCAUUUCCUGGAACUCCAUCUGGACCGCUGAAGAAGGUUGAUGACAUCAUUUGUGAUGCUCGUUAUUCAGACAUUGAACCUUCAACUGAAGGAGAGGUUAUCUUUCGUGCUUUAGAUCCUGCUUUCAGAAUUGAAGAUCCUUACAGUCCAAGAAUUCAAAAUCUUUUAAAAAUCACCAACUUGAGGGUUAGGUUCACUAAGCUUCAUACCCUUGGAGAUAACCUGCUAGACAGUCGAGUGGAAAUCAAGGAGAAGUAUUACUAUGCCAUUUAUGACAUGGUAGUUCGUGGCAACUGCUUCUGUUAUGGACAUGCUAGUGAGUGUGCUCCUUUGAACGGACAUGGUGAUGAUGUAGAAGGAAUGGUACAUGGACACUGUAUGUGUAAUCAUAACACCAAAGGCUUAAACUGUGAGCAGUGUAUGGACUUCUACCAUGAUUUACCAUGGAGGCCUGCUGAAGGGCGCAACAGCAAUGCAUGCAAAAAAUGCAACUGCAAUGGACAUGCAACAGCGUGCCAUUUUGAUAUGGCUGUUUUCAUAGCAACUGGAAAUUCAAGUGGUGGAGUUUGUGAUGGCUGUAGUCACAACACAAUGGGACAUCAUUGUGAGCAAUGUAAACCCUUCUUUUAUCAGCAUCCAGAACGAGAUAUCCGUGACCCUAAUAUCUGUGAAUCAUGUAACUGUGACCCAGCUGGAUCUCAGAAUGCAGGAAUCUGUGAUCGUUAUACAGAUGCAUCAGUUGGCUUAAUUGCUGGACAGUGCCGCUGUAAACAAAAUGUGGAGGGUGAAAGAUGUGAUCAGUGCAGAGAAGGAUUCUUUGGACUUAGUGCAGAUGAUCUCGAAGGAUGUCAGCCCUGUGCCUGCAAUCCUCUGGGAACUCUUCCAGGAGGAAGACAGUGUGAACCUGAAUCAGGAAUUUGCUACUGCAAGCGGUUGGUGACCGGAAGGAAAUGUGAUCAGUGCCUUCCUCAACACUGGGGAUUGAGUAAUGAUUUGGACGGAUGCCGGCCUUGUGACUGUGACCGUGGUGGAGCCUUGAAUGACAACUGUUCUGCGGAAACUGGGCAGUGCCAGUGCAGAGAUCAUAUGGUUGGGCGUCAAUGUAACCAUGUUGCAUCUGGUUUCUAUUUUGUUUCCCUUGACCAUUACACCUAUGAAGCUGAAGAAGCCAAGUUUGGUCCUGAGGUAACCAUAGUUCCUCGACAAUACACUCAAGAUCGAAUGCCAACCUGGACAGGAAUUGGAUUUGCAAGAGUUCCUGAGGGAGCAUAUCUGGAAUUUUAUAUCAACAACAUACCAUACUCUAUGGAAUAUGAAAUAUUAAUCCGAUAUGAACCUCAGCUACCAGACCAGUGGGAGGAGGUUGUUGUGACCAUAGUGCGGCCUGAUGAGAUUUCUGCCAGCAGUCAGUGCGCAAAUACUGUCCCAGAUGAUGAUAAUCAGAUGGUGUCUCUAUCUCCUGGCUCUAGAUAUGUUGUUCUCCCACGUCCUGUCUGCUUUGAAAAAGGUCUGAAUUAUACUGUUCGCUUGGAACUUCCCCUGUAUUCACCUGAGAGUGAUGUUGAGAACCCAUAUACAUUGAUUGACUCUAUUGUUCUUAUGCCAUAUUGUAAAUCUCUUGAAAUAUUCACUACUGGUAGUUCUGAAGAUAUCACGACAAACACUGCCUGGGAGACUUUCCAGCGGUACCGAUGUCUGGAGAACAGCCGAAGUGUUAUGAAAUCUCCAGUGACAGAUAUCUGCAGAAAUAUGAUCUUCAGCAUUUCCGCUCAAUUACAUGAGGGAGCUUUGCCUUGCCAGUGUGACCCCCAGGGCUCAGUAAGUUUAGUCUGCGACUCCAAUGGAGGACAGUGUCAGUGUCGCCCGAAUGUAGUUGGCAGAAACUGUGACAGAUGCGCUGCUGCCACAUACGGAUUUGGGCCAAAUGGUUGCAAGCCUUGUGAAUGUAACAGGCAAGGCUCGGUUGAUUCUUUCUGCCACCCUGCUACUGGUCAGUGCCGCUGUGUUCAUGGUGCAUAUGGUCGUCAGUGUGAUCAAUGCCUUCCAGGUCACUGGGCUUUCCCUAACUGCCGCUUGUGCCAGUGCAAUGGCCAUACGGAUGUCUGCCAUCCACACACUGGAGAAUGUAUUAGUUGCAGAGAACAUACUACUGGACGGCAUUGUGAAAGGUGCCUGCCCGGAUACUACGGAGACCCUGUUCUAGGCUCAGGAGAUCACUGCCGUCCUUGUCCUUGUCCUGAUGGCCCAGACAGUGCACGUCAGUUUGCCAGUGGCUGUUUUCAAGAUCUCAAUUCUCUGCAAGUUAUUUGUUCCUGCAACCCUGGCUAUACAGGUCCAAGGUGUGAUGAAUGUGCUUCUGGAUAUUUUGGGAACCCUGACGUGGUUGGUGGUUUCUGUCAGCCAUGCCAGUGUAACAACAACAUUGACAUGCUCGACCCAGAGUCCUGUGACAAGAGAUCUGGUGCCUGUUUGAAGUGUUUGUACAAUUCUGAAGGUGAAUUCUGCCAGCAGUGUAAACUUGGCUACUACGGGGAUGCAAAGCAACAGGACUGCAGACAGUGUGUUUGCAAUUAUCUGGGUACAGUUCAUCAGGACUGCACUAGUCCAGAGGAGUGCCACUGUGAUAGGUCAACAGGUCAGUGCCCUUGCCUUCCAAAUGUGAUUGGGCAGAACUGUGAUCGCUGUGCACCAAAUACAUGGAAACUAGCCAGUGGAACAGGAUGCGAACCUUGUGCCUGCAAUAUUGACCACUCAUUUGGGGAAUCUUGUAAUGAGUUCACAGGACAGUGCCAGUGUAUGCCUGGGUUUGGAGGUCGGAACUGUAGUGAGUGCCAAGAACUGUUUUGGGGUGACCCAGAAGUUGAAUGUCAAGCUUGUGACUGUAAUGAACAGGGAAUUGACACACCUCAAUGUGAUCAGUCAAGUGGACAUUGUGUUUGCCGCGAGGGUGUUGAAGGUUAUCGCUGUGACAAGUGUGCUCGUGGUUUCUCUGGUGUUUUCCCUGACUGUACACCAUGUCACGAGUGCUUUGCUGUUUGGGAUGUCAUCCUCAAGGAACUGACCAGCAAGACACAUCAGUUGUUGGAGAGGGCAAAUGCGGUGAAGGCUAGUGGUGUUACAGGACCAUACCAGGAUACAAUCGAUGCUGUGGAGAGAAAGGUUGGUGAAAUCAGAAGUAUCCUUGACCAGAAUCCUGCCACUGAACCUCUCAACAAUAUAGAGGGUCUUCUGGAGGAAGCUGAGAAACUGAUUACUCAUGUCAGCAGCAAGCUAAAUGAAGUUGAAUCAGAGCUGUCUGUCACAUCAGAUCGCAGGAACGACACUGAGAUGCAGCUGGAAUCUGUUCGGGCAGAUGUUGAAAGCUUCAGUGCUUUGGUGGAAGAGAUGGCAGAACACCUUGAAUUUAUCAAGAACUCUGACAUUCAUGGAGCUGUGGACAGUAUCAAAAAGUACUUUCAGCAGUCAAAUGCUGCCGAGGAAAAGGUAAACGCUUCAGUCUCUGUCCCAGAAAGUACAGUUAAGCAAUCUACUGCCAUCCGACAUGAAGUAGAACGUAUGAUCAAUGAAACACAGAGCAGAUUUGAAGAGGAUCAGAAGGAAAAUGCUCAAAAGCUGGAGGAACUUGCUAGUGAUCUACAGAGACAAGACUUGUCCGAGCUCAGUGAAAAGAUGUGUGGAAGCCCUUCUGGAGUGUCCUGUGCUGAAGGAGAGUGUGGAGGCCUGAACUGUCAAGCUGAGGAUGGCAGCAUACAGUGUGGAGGGCCUGGCUGUAAUGGUCUGGUUACAGUAGCUCUCAAUGCUUGGAAGAAUGCUAUGGACUUCGACAGAGAGAUUCUGGUUGCUAUGGCUGAAGUUGAGAAUCUUUCUAAAAUGGUGUUGGAGGCCAAAAUAAAAGCAGAUGAAGCAAAAACAAAUGCACAUGCUGUUCUGUUGAAAACCAAUGCCACAAAAGAGAAACUAGAUAAAAGCAAUGAAGAUUUGCGAAACCUCAUCAAGCAAAUUAGAGAAUUUCUAAUGCAAGAUAGUGCUGACUUGGAUAGCAUUGAGACUGUUGCAAAUGAGGUACUGGCUAUGGAGAUGCCAGCUACACCAGAGCAGCUGCAUACCCUGACAGAAGACAUCCGUCAGCGUGUGAGUAGCCUUUCUGAAGUGGAUGUUAUCCUAGACCAGAGUUCUGCAGAUAUCCAGAGAGCUGAAUCCCUGUUAUAUGAGGCCCAAAAAGCAAGUGAAUCUGCAAAUGCAGUUAAGGAAACUGCUGAACUGGUCAAAGAAGCCCUAGCAGAAGCAGAGAAAGCCCACAGUGCAGUCGAGUCCGCAGUCAAGAAGGCUAAUGAUGACAUCAAGGGAGCCCGUGAUUUGCUGACCUCAAUUGAAUCUAAAACCACAACUGCUGAACAGAACCUCAACAAUACCAUGUACAGAGUUGCACAGCUUGAACAAGAUGUCUCUCAGCUGAAACAGAAGAUGGCUAAUAAUACAGAUUCCAUUGCAGAGGUAGAAAAAACUGUUGAUAAAGCAAACCAAGAUGCAGAAGAAGUUUCAAGGGUUCUUGACAGUGAACUUAAUGACAAGUAUAAAACAGCAGAGAGUCUGAUCACGCUGAAGGCUGAAGCUGCUGUGGAAGCAAGGAAGAAAGCAGAGUUGCUACAGAAUGAAGCUAAAGUAUUGCUGGAUCAUGCAAACAACAAGUUGCAGCUUCUCAAUGAUCUUGAAUCAAAGUAUGAUGACAAUCAAAAAACAUUGGAAGAAAAAGCAAAGGAGCUGGUGGGCCUAGAAGAAACAGUACGAUCGCUAUUACAGGCCAUAAGCCAGAAAGUUGCAGUAUACAGUACUUGCUUGUAAUUAAAUUUCACGUUAGUCUUAGACAAAAUGAAGUGGACCAAAGUGUUGGAACAUGUAGCCAUUUCCUAAACUGGGACAUUACUGUGCAAUAGUUUGUAACAUAAUGCCUAAUGCUGUUGCUUAGGAUAUGCUGUUACAGUAUUAUGCAACAUAUUCUUUUCUUUCUCACCAAGUGGCCUUCAGAUUAUUAAUUUUUUAUAUGAUAGGUGUUUUUAACCUAGUGUGUAAGAAAAUAGUGGACCUGUUCUUAUUCACAGUAAGCAAAAAUAUAAAACCAACACAGGUUGAAUUAUCAGCUUGUAUCAAGCAGGUAGAAUGCAGUGGUUUGCAUUCUACCAUAUUUUUAUUGUAUUGGAAAGUGCCUUUGGCAUGCGUACAGGGGUUAAUUAUAAGCAUGUCUUUCCCCCACUUUUUGUCCAUAUUUUUUCACAUUCAUUAAGUGUAGUUGUGAUUUUUUUUUGUGUGUGUGUGUGUGUGUGGUGUAGCCCUCCAGGGCAGUACCUUCUUGUGGCAUAUAUGGUUCAGAUAAUGUGUUUUAUCAACUCUGAGCCAUUUCCAAAGUCUGACUGUAUCGUUCUGUCAUUUUUUUUACAUAUCUCUAACAUUUCUUUGCUAUACAAACAGUUCCCUUAAUUCUGCGAACCAUCACCAGAAGGCAUAUUUUUAAAAUAACUAAGAAGCCAAGAACAUUUGAUUGUAAUGUCACAUUGUUUGGAAGGAGUUACAUUGUACCAUUUUUAUACUAUAAUGUAUUCACAUGGUUGAUCAUUUUGUAUUGAAUGUCAACAUUUUAUACAUUUCCAAAAAUAAAUAUUUCACUGAAGUUA